Molecule: messenger RNA, 2132 nt
Organism: Triticum aestivum (bread wheat)
Lineage: Eukaryota; Viridiplantae; Streptophyta; Magnoliopsida; Poales; Poaceae
Product: poly [ADP-ribose] polymerase tankyrase-1
Exons: 12
Coding region: 334-1767 (477 amino acids)
Molecular function (GO): protein binding
Source: RefSeq, a predicted model, not a curated record
AAAGAAAAAACUCGUUCGCAAUUGGCAAAGCCUUCCCUUCUUCCGGAAGCCUCCCUGCUGCUUCUGCUGGCUCUGCCGGCGCCAGAGCGAGACGGCCGCCCAUGGCUGCGCCCUUCGUCUACACCCGCAGCUCCGGCAACGGCACCAGCCAGGACGCGGCCAUGCGGGCGGCGUUCGACGGCGACCUCCGGCGCCUCAGAGGACGUGAACCAGUCCCUUGACAUGAGUGGAGAUGGGAAGCCUUUAGGGUACCCUCCAACCCUCUUUAGUUCGAUCAAGUCAACUGAAUUUCCGAAAUCACAAAUAUACUUCAUUUGAUUGAACCAAGGAGGGAUGAAGGGUACUCUAAAGCUCACCACUUUGCAUGAUUGCAUCCCUGCUGGACUUAGUGAGGUUCCUGUCCAUAUAUACAACACAUGUACUGUAAAGAGCCUCGACGACCCAAGGGUGAUCUUCUCUUUCGACAUGGGUUAUGGCCUUGGUGUGCUGCACAUCGCAGCCGCCGAAGGGCAUCUUGAGGUUUGCAAAUACUUGGUGGAGGAACUUGGGGGAGAUGUGAAUGCUCCUGCUCCUGGAGUAGUAGACUUUGCAGGCGUGACACCCUUUAUGUUAUCUGCUCAGUCUGGCGAUGUUUCUACUGUGAAGUAUUUGCUUGAUCAUGGUGGUGAUCUAACAAAAUCAGAUGCUAAAGGACGCACAGUUCUCCACCAUGCGGCAUGCACAGGAAGCUGUAAGGUUACUGAGUUCCUACUCUCAAAAGGAGUACCUGUUGACAUAGACUGUGGCCGUGGUACACCACUCCAUCAAGCUGCUACCAAUGAACAUGAUAAAACAGUGAAGAUUUUGUUGGAACACCAUGCAGAUCCUAACACCACUGUCAUCGGAUUGGGUACUGCCCUGAUGGGUGCUUUAUUGUAUCGUUCUUUGAAGUGCAUGAAGCUGCUGAUUAAGGCCAGUAUUCUAUUUUCUAUAUCUUUUCAUUGCUUUGUUCUGAUUUUGCUUAAUCUACCAUCUUUGCCAUGCCUUUGUGUCGGUCUACAUGGAGAGGGAGCCGUGAAACAUUCUAUUCCACAAUCCUUUUUACAGGCUGGUGCUGAUGUCAAUCGAGGGGGCUCCCUUCGGAUGACUCCGUUAGUGUUCACUACAGGGUGGGGAGGCUAUACCAACUUUGUGAAGUUUCUGUUAAAGGCAGGAGCGGAUCCUAAUAUUCCUGAUGCUUAUGGUAGGUUACCGAUAGAGCUUGCUGCUAGACGUGACUGCAUGGAAGAAGUUGAAAUGUUGUUUCCUUUGACAUCCCCAAUUCCAACCAUCCCAAACUGGAGUAUAGAUGGAAUCAUCUCGCAUGCAAAAUUGGAACGUGCAAAGCCACUGGGUGGAAGGCACCUUGAACAAACAAAAGCUGUACUCAAGUCACAUGCAGAUCAGGCAUUCAGGCUCAAGGACUAUAAGUUGGCAUCAAAAGCAUAUGGUGUGGCAAUAGCUGUCGCGCCGAGUGCAACAUUGUACGCGAACAGGAGUCUUUGCAAACUGCUGUUGGAUGAUGGUGAAGGUGCUCUGUCAGAUGCUCUCAGAUGCAGAAUGCUGCGACCUAACUGGGUGAAAGCUUGCUACCGUCAGGCUGCAGCUCACAUGCUACUCAAGGAGUAUAAACAAGCUUGUGAUGCUCUCCUGGACGCCCAAAAGUUAGAUCCUGGAAACACAGAUGUCGAGAGAGAGCUACGGAAGGCCAGGGAAUUAAUGAAAGCUCACGGUGAGGCUGACAAGUGAAGCAUGCUUUGUUCGGGAAAUGCUCUUUUUUGGCUUGGAUUAGAGUAGUUGAUCAACUGAAUGUGAUGGUACUUAUGUGCUGGUGGUACCUAACUUAAAGUCUAACUCUAGAGUCGUUGAAUUUCUAGAGUUCUUACUACUGCUACUUGUUGAGUGCAUGCUGAGAGGAUUUGGUGUGAAAAUGUGCUGUACCUAACCUUAAAAUCUAACUCUAGAGUCGUUGGAUCUAGCACCAAAUGCCCUAUCUGUUGAAUAUUUGCUGAUUUUUCGGACACCCUCCCAUUUGCAUCUUCUAACAGUUUAUUAGGGGUCAUUCGGUCACUCUCUGAACAUGCAUGAGAAGUUCUGUUCAACAAUGUUGCUCG